Messenger RNA from Periophthalmus magnuspinnatus, 1196 nucleotides. RefSeq lists its product as uncharacterized. Bases 72 to 1196 code for a protein of 374 amino acids. The transcript is spliced from 5 exons. The record is from RefSeq and is a predicted model, not a curated record. Lineage: Eukaryota; Metazoa; Chordata; Actinopteri; Gobiiformes; Gobiidae.
GACUGUGACUGUGCUGACAAACGUCUUCAUCUUCAGGUCUGUGAGGAUCCAAGUACAAAGUCCUCAGAUCCAUGGAGCGUCUCAGAGCCAUGUCCCUCUGUCCUCUGCUGCUCGUCUCCAUUCUAACAGGUGUGAGCGGUGAUGUCCUCUCUCCUCUCAGCCUGGAGCAGUCUGUCUCAGAAGGCUUCAUGGUGUCUGUGUCCUAUCAAACCUCAGCACCUACAGCAUCAGGAGAUGAUUUCUUCUUUUAUCGUCAGAAUCCUGGAGAUGCUCCUCAGUUCCUCUUCUAUGUCUCUGGAAUGAACAUUUCGAGGCCGGCCGCGUCUGUCCAGUCAGACACACGACUCUCGGGUAAAGUCUCGGACAACAGACAGUGUAAAGGAGAAGACACAGUGACCCAGACACAAGGAGACGCCUCUGUCCCUCAGGGACACACAGCCACAAUACAGUGCACUUUUAAAACCAGCGAUCCAACUCCAACUCUGUUCUGGUACAAGCAAGAAGGACGAGGAGCUCCGAAAUACAUGAUAAAGAAAACUAAAUCAUCAGUAACCUGGUCUAAGACAAUCAAAUCUCAAGAGUUUAAUGAAGAGCGAUUUGAAGUUGAGGCGGUGAAGGACUCUUUCUCUCUGAAGAUCCAGGAUGUGGAUGUGACAGACUCUGCUGUGUACUACUGUGCUCUGCAGCCCACAAGGGAGACACUCUCUGUGAAGCUUCAGACUAAACACAGACGCAGCAAAGCCAACUGUCAGUGUGAGAAUCUAAGCAGACUUCAGAAAGUUCACAUGAGGAUCACUCAGCUGUGUUUUGGACACAUGUUUCCUUUAAUGGCAGCACUGCUCCUGCUUUUGUUGAGUGGAGUCAGAUGUGAAGAGCUCACUGCUCUAAAGCCUGAGGUCUGUGCUCCAGAAGGCUCCUCUGUCUCUCUGGGAUACUUUUAUCACCAAGAACCAACAAUCAGUGAUUAUUUCUUCUGGUACCAACAAUAUCCAGGAAAAUCUCCAGACUUCCUGAUUUCACAUUAUGGAAAUGGAAUUUCAAUAAUAGAGAAUGUAAAAGGACUAAAGUUUGAAGUGAAAAGUCAAAACGUCUCUCUGCUCCUGUCCUCUGCUGCAGUGGGAGACUCUGCUGUGUACUACUGUGCUGUGAAGCCCACAGUGACAGGAAACACACAGACUCUGAACAAAAACCUCUGA